Messenger RNA from Aspergillus neoniger CBS 115656, 1866 nucleotides. Its product is annotated as mitochondrial distribution and morphology protein. Bases 1 to 1866 code for a protein of 621 amino acids. Lineage: Eukaryota; Fungi; Ascomycota; Eurotiomycetes; Eurotiales; Aspergillaceae. The record is from RefSeq and is a predicted model, not a curated record. The transcript is spliced from 3 exons. Gene Ontology annotation, cellular component: mitochondrial inner membrane. Gene Ontology annotation, biological process: mitochondrion inheritance.
AUGCCGCAUAGGAUCUCUACACCGGGAAGAAAGGGCUUGGGUAUUGUCUCCUGGCUUACGAUUAGGCGCGGUCUUCAUACGAGCCCAGAUGAUCGGAGGACGACCGAGUUACGGAAGGAUUCUAAAAAUCAUAAUGACGGCCGCCAUCAUCCUGACGGGCUCAGUAAAGGUUCUGAGACAUCCGUCAACGAUAAAAGUCAGGUCUCCGAGCCGCAGUUACCUGAGCUUAAUCAAAAAGGGCAAUUAAACCGCCAUCUCAGGGACCGAUUGCCACAUAUACCGCACUUGCACCGGCCUACGAAAGAAGAAUUGUUGGCUGCAGCUAAUGGGUUCUGGUCACGACUUAAGGUCCGGUUCAAGUGGUUUUCUAUACGAAGUGUCAGGCCUUUCAAUCUGGAUGAAAUAACCGCUCUCUUCUCAUGGGUGCUCCUGGGACAUGUGGUUUGGGUAGUCUUGGGUACUACCACUUUCUUCUCAUUGCUUAUCAUUGCGAUUAAUACCGUGUUCGCCCAAGAAACAUUGGCUGGUUGGAUCGGCAAUUAUCUCACCAAGUCUUCCGGUGUAAAGGUCGUCUUCGAGUCUGCAAUUGUUCCGAAAUGGAAAGAUGGCGUGAUCACGUUCAAGAACGUCUUUGUUUCCAGGCGACCAGGACAAGGAACGGGGCAUGUAAGUAAGGGCUCUUCGAAAACCGCUGCUGCUGUCGCCGCCGCCGCCCUCGGGGAGCAAACCAACCCUGAACUGCCCGAGCAGCGGCCCGUGUCAGAUGAAGAGGACACCAACUACACACAAUUCGAUGUGUCCAUCGAAACGGUCAAUGUUACCUUGUCAUUCACGAAGUGGAUCAACGGUAAGGGACUUCUUCGUGACGUUGAGGUACGGGGCAUUCGCGGGGUAGUCGACCGCAGAUAUGUUCACUGGUCAGAUGACGAUCUUGAUCCCAAAUCUUAUCGACACGAGCACAAUCCUGGUGAUUUCGAGAUUGAUUCUUUUAAGAUGAGCGAUGUCUUGGUUACCGUGUACCAGCCAGACAACUUCAGACCCUUCCCUGUCAGCAUCUUUUCAUGUGAUUUGCCUCAAUUGAGAAAACAGUGGCUAUUCUAUGACUUUAUGUCCGCCAAUAUGAUGUCGGGGUCAUACGAUAACUCAUUGUUCACAAUCCACCCUCGACAAACUCAUGGCUUUACCGGGGCACAGCUGGAAAAUGGAGGUGAAGAAGAUGGUAAACCGAGUCCAUGGAAGAAGCAUAGCAGGAUUCGCAUUGAUGGUCUAAAUAUUGAUCAUCUAAAUCGGGGAGUCCAGGGCCCGUUUUCUUGGAUACAUGAAGGAACGGUCGACAUCGUUUCCGACAUCAUGUUUCCCGCGGAGAAUGAUGAAAGCCUUGCGAAGGUUAUGGCCGGAUUCUAUGAUCGGCUAGAAGCGACAGUCGCGUCUAACCUGGACCUUGAGUCGACCACGUCCAACAUAAAUUCGUCAGAAGAAACUGCUGCCGAAGAUGACCGGCGAUUCCUAGUCACCGAUCUCCGCCUCCACUUGAACAAUGUCAGGGCCGUUGUUCCUCUUUUCACACGUGACCUUUCAUAUAUCAACAAUGCGCUUAUUAGACCCAUUGUUGCCUAUAUUAAUUCAAGGCGUACAUUCAUUCCAGUGAACUGUCGCCUCGUCAAACGCCUCGGAGAUUUUGAUGGCAGUUGGACCACUUGGGAUAGCGGCUUGAUGGAUGAUCUUUCGGCAGCGGUAUACGAUGCGUUUGCGCGAGAUGUGGUUGAUGAGCAAGCUCGGAAGCGACGUUUCAAGAAAGUUGGCUUCUGGUCACUCCAACUAGCUGCCCAAGCCAUUUUUAUGGGCAUGGCCGGAAAUAUAGCAUAG